Molecule: messenger RNA, 543 nt
Organism: Penicillium antarcticum
Lineage: Eukaryota; Fungi; Ascomycota; Eurotiomycetes; Eurotiales; Aspergillaceae
Exons: 1
Coding region: 1-543 (180 amino acids)
Source: RefSeq, a predicted model, not a curated record
AUGGCAGCCUGGAACCCAUUGCUGGCACCCCUAGGCUUGCUUAUUGAGCAUCCUAAUGUAAUUAACGCUGAAUCCAAGUAUCGGGAUAUCGAAAUUAUGAACCGCUGCGGCUCCCCAGUCAACUGGUGUGGGCGUACUGGACCGGGCGUGAUCUUUAUUGACAAUGUCUACAGGUCCCACAACAGUUCCCACAUUCCGCAUAUGUCCGAUUUCACUAAGGUCGCUUAUGAGAUGGACUUUCCAUUGAGUACCCUUAAACAUGUAUUCAUUAACGGUAUUAUCAACGAGGACACUGUGCCUUGCGUCAGAUAUGAGAUUUACCGAUCCAUCACACCCUACGAAUACCCGUCUAAGGAGCCCCUGAUUUGGCACCUUGGAACAGCUGAGUUUGAUACUUUGCUUGGCACGGGAAUUGGCAAGAUGGCGGCAGCUUUCAUUCUGUGUGCGUAUGGUCGGGGUAAAAAGCGUAUUAUCCGAAUCGUUACAUUCCACACCGAAGACUUUUGGAACUUGAAUAUGCGAUUUGAUAUUGCGGGAGUAUGA